AGCCGCAGCCGCAACGUAGGAGCGCGCGGCUGCGAGCAAAGGAGGGAGGGAAGGAAGGAAGAGAGGGAGGCAGGCAGGCAGGCAGGCGGGCGCGGGGCUCGGGGACUGAGGCGGUAGAGGGAAGCGAGAGCCCGGCAGCCGCUUCGCGCUGUGUUUGCUGCGCGGGCUUUUGGAGGGGCGGCCGUGGAGUCGGCCGAGGAGAAGCGGACACCGGCGGCGUUCGUGUUGGCGCCUGGGGGCGGGGGACUGGGGAGGCGAGAAGGGGGGGUCGCUGCGGUGCUUCUCUCGCUGUCGCGCUCUCCUUGCCUUUCUCCCGGCUCGGUGGGCUCCUCCCGGCGUCUCCUUUGCCUCCGGGGCCCCGAUCCCCGCCCCCCGCGGUAUGUCUUGAUCCCGAGCAGCGGGUUUCAUGGGGCUCCUCAGGAUUAUGAUGCCGCCCAAGUUGCAGCUGCUGGCGGUGGUGGCCUUCGCAGUGGCAAUGCUCUUCUUGGAGAACCAGAUCCAGAAACUGGAGGAGUCCCGGUCGAAGCUAGAAAGGGCUAUUGCAAGACAUGAAGUUCGAGAGAUUGAGCAGCGACAUACGAUGGAUGGCCCUCGGCAAGACGCAGCUUUAGAUGAGGAAGAAGACAUGGUGAUCAUUUAUAACAGAGUCCCCAAAACUGCAAGCACCUCUUUUACCAAUAUUGCCUAUGACCUAUGUGCAAAGAAUAAAUACCAUGUUCUUCACAUCAACACUACCAAAAAUAAUCCAGUAAUGUCACUGCAAGAUCAGGUGCGCUUUGUAAAGAAUAUAACUUCCUGGAAAGAGAUGAAACCAGGGUUUUAUCAUGGGCACAUUUCUUAUUUGGAUUUUGCAAAAUUUGGUGUGAAGAAGAAGCCAAUUUACAUUAAUGUCAUAAGGGAUCCUAUUGAGAGGCUAGUUUCUUACUAUUACUUUCUGAGAUUUGGAGAUGAUUAUAGACCAGGGUUAAGAAGACGAAAACAAGGGGACAAAAAGACCUUUGAUGAAUGUGUAGCUGAGGGCGGCUCAGACUGUGCUCCGGAGAAGCUCUGGCUUCAAAUCCCAUUCUUCUGUGGCCACAGCUCGGAAUGCUGGAAUGUAGGAAGCAGGUGGGCUAUGGAUCAAGCCAAAUAUAACCUAGUUAAUGAGUACUUUCUGGUGGGAGUUACUGAAGAGCUUGAAGAUUUUAUCAUGUUAUUGGAGGCAGCUUUGCCCCGGUUCUUCAGGGGUGCUACAGAGCUCUAUCGUACAGUAGGAAAGAAAUCUCAUCUUAGGAAAACCACAGAGAAGAAACUCCCUACUAAACAAACCAUUGCAAAACUACAGCAAUCUGACAUUUGGAAAAUGGAGAAUGAGUUCUAUGAGUUUGCACUAGAGCAGUUCCAAUUCAUCAGAGCCCACGCUGUACGAGAAAAAGAUGGAGACCUCUACAUCCUUGCACAGAACUUUUUCUAUGAAAAGAUUUACCCUAAAUCGAACUGAGUACAAAGUGUGGCAGUUAGAUUCUUGAACUACAACUUUGACCCUGUCUUCACCUUAGUUCUCAGCUCCACAACUUGGAUUGCUGAUGGGUGUGUAAGAUAAUUUGUAUUGAACUGAGUUAGGAUACAGACAGUGACGUCAAGGAAGUAGAUUCUGGCUGACAUGUCAGUGGUCUAGGAAGUUUAAGUUUCAGCCUUUUUUUUUUUUUUUCUGGUUAAAUUUUGGUGGGAGUUAUAACCUCCUGCCUGAACAAAACCUACACAUCACCUAAAAUAAACACAUAGCAGGUCUAAUUGAAGGCUAAAUAAUGAAAUACAAUUUCAGAAAAAGUUCUGAUACUCUUUUUGAUAAAGCAUUUUUUUUCAACUAACCAUGAAUGAAGAUGAAUCCAUUUGCUACUUCCACCUUCACCUGGAGGUUUGGGUUAUACGCCUCUACUGGAUAGUGUUAUUAACUGUUUGGUGGUGUGUACUUUGUUUCUGUGAAUCACGUCCCAUGAAAUUUACUGAAAUGUUUGAUCACGUUUGCUAAGACUGUAUCUGCUGUAGUUGGAACUGCCCAUAUUUAUGUAGGUCAUUUUAAUUUUCUUAAAAAAAUGAUGAUUAGUGUUAAAAAUCAAUUUAAACCAUUAUUAAUACUGUAAAAAGAAUCAAAGCAGUAUUUCUCAUUCCUGUCUCCCCAGUAUCUAAGAUUGGGGAAACACUUCAAAGAAUGUUGACAUUGCCUGAAGUUUUGGUUAAGGCUUCCACACAUUAAUAUCAAAAAAGUAAGUUUAGUAUUUGUUUCUCCAUGGGUUAUUUGUAAAGGUGUAAACUGAGGUAUUGGUGAGUCCAUAUUAUAACUCCAUUUAGUGAGCUGUGGUAAUGGGUAGGAUUUUUCCUACUUCUUCUGUACUUUUACUUGUAGACUAUUUUUACUAAGGUGCUUUAUAAUGUGUUUUAAAGCAUUGCAUUUACGAAAAAAAUUGGAAAAUGCUGUAAAUAUUGCAUAUUUUAUGUAUUUGGACCAAAAGAUUAUAAGUAAUUAGACAAAAAGUGGUUUUGCACCAAUUUUAUUAUGUCAAGUAAAACCAUCAGACCUACUGUUCUUGUAUUUUUCAUUUAACUUUACUGUUAAGACAUCACUGCAGUGAACUUCAAUAACCUUUCAAUUUUGAGACACAGUACAUUAUUCAUAAUUGGGGGCAGUAGUUAUAGUGGAAAGAGUACUGGAUGAGGAGUCAGAAAACUUGAUUUCUUGUCCUGGCUCUGCCACUUACCAGCUGUGUGAUCUUGGGCAAGUCACUUAAUUGCUCUCUGCCUCAGUUUCCUCAUCCUGCAGUGAGGAUGAUAAUACCUGUCCUACCUACCUCACAGGGGUGUUGUGAGGAUUAAAUGAGAUGGCAUGUGAAAGCACUUUGAAACUGUAAGGCGCUAUGUAAACGUAAGGUGUUAUGGAAACAUCUUUAACAUAUAGUUUCAUACCAUUCAUUUUUUAACAAAGAAGGAGAAGAGUCCACCUAUAAGCUGGUUGAAAAAACAGUUAAUCUCUUGAUAUAAAUUUCUGUCUAAUAAAUCUCUUCUCAGUGUUUUA
This is a messenger RNA of Globicephala melas (long-finned pilot whale), 3052 nucleotides long. It is a transcript of the gene HS2ST1, whose product is annotated as heparan sulfate 2-O-sulfotransferase 1. Gene Ontology annotation, molecular function: heparan sulfate 2-sulfotransferase activity. The record is from RefSeq and is a predicted model, not a curated record. Lineage: Eukaryota; Metazoa; Chordata; Mammalia; Artiodactyla; Delphinidae. Gene Ontology annotation, cellular component: membrane.